ACUUACAUGUCACACCGACUGUCCUUCAGAAAAAUCAGAAGAAACGAGAAACUUAAGCUUACCGUUAUCCUUAUUAAAUAGUGUUAUAAGGUUCUUUCUUGCUGGACUUUUUUAUACGUUUACUGUUGAAUGAAAAAACCCUAUAAGGCAAUGGCUAAGAAACAUGUCAAGGAAAUCAUUGAAAAUCAUCCAAAAGUGUACUCUUUUUAUUAUUUUAACUCUAUUCCUAUCUUAGAUUGCUAGUGCUAUUUUUAACCAAGUGUGUGAAGAAGUUACAAUGAGAAUUUUUAUGGACUUGAGGUGAACAUAACCAUUAAACCAACAUAAAUAAGAACCCCUCUGACACAAUGGCUUCUAUGAAGAGAUCUUGGAAAUUCCAAGAUUUUAUGGCCCACAAUGCAAACGUCAACUGUCUAGCCCUUGGUCACAAGUCAGGCCGAGUUCUAGUGACAGGAGGAGAUGAUAAGAAAGUCAAUCUGUGGGCAGUUGGUAAGCAGAGCUGUUUUAUGAGUUUAAGCGGCCACACGACGGCAGUGGAUUGUGUUCAGUUUAAUCAAUUAGAAGAACUUGUGUGUGCAGGAUCAAGGGCGGGAGCUCUUAAAGUGUGGGAUUUGGAAGCUGCUAAACUUGUAAGGACAUUGAAUGGCCAUAAAUACGCAAUAAAAUGCAUAGAUUUCCAUCCAUACGGAGACUUUUUGGUUUCUGGAAGUGCCGAUAGCAGUAUUAAAAUGUGGGAUACAAGAAAGAAAGGUGUUCUAUUUACUUAUAAUGGACAUAAGGGUACUGUCAAUAGCGUAAAAUUUAGUCCUGAUGGCCAAUGGAUAGCCACCGGAGGAGAAGACUCCAUUCUUAAAAUCUGGGACCUUCGAGUUAGCCGAGUCCUCAAAGAAUUUAAAGACCACAUGAACCCCGUAACCUGUGUCGAAUUCCAUCCACACGAAUUUCUCUUAGCCAGUGGCAGCAUCGAUAGAUCUGUAAAUUAUUUCGAUUUAGAAAACUUCAACUUAGUGUCAACGGAGAGUGAUGUUGGAGCGGUCAGAUGUUUAACUUUCAACCCCGAUGGAGAAUGCCUUUUUGCCGGUACGAGAGAUUAUUUGAAGAUCGUUGGAUGGGAGCCUAAUAGAUUGUACGAUUCCGUGCCUGUCUACUGGGGUAGAGUUACUGAUGUUUCGGUGGCAUCGAAUCAGUUGAUUGGUGCCUCCUUCCAUCUCACCAAUGUCCAGGUAUACGUAGUAGAUCUUAAGAAAUGCAAACCUUUCAGUUCUUCAUCGGUGUUAGAUUCACAAACUGGACCUUUUACGCCGAACCAAAACAUUAGGAAAAGUUUUUCAAAAGCUGAAAGACCACCAAGUUUGAAAUCGAGAAUGUUAGAUGUGAAAACAAUAGAAGAAAGCACGUCUGGAACUGACCCAGAAGAAGAAUCAACCGCUGAUAUUACGAAUGUGAAGGACUAUAACGAAAUAUUUAGAGGUAGAUCAAUACAAAGGACGCCGCCACCCGAACCAGAACCAUUUCAAGAACCGGAAAAAGAUGAUAUUUUAGAACCUCAAAUCUUAGGAAGCAUUAUUACGGAGAGUUUUGAAGCUCUCUCUUUAGAUAAUGAUUUAAAUAAUUACAAGAAUUCUAAUAUACAAUUAAAUACGAAUCAUUAUUCCAGGUCUAAAUCAAAUCUAGAUCAGGUUUAUGAAAAUAGACAGCAAAGAGAUAAUAGGGAAAAUAUAUUACCUAAUAUAAAUAGGUCAAAACCUGCAGCUAAAUUCGGAUUACAUAGGCAGAGUAGUUGUAAAGAUGUUCCCGAGAAACCUCCGAAGCCUACGAGUAAUAUUAAACACAGCGUUUCAGAAGCAAAUAUUAACAAAGGUUCCCUUUCGUCGAGGGCGUCCUCUAGAAAAAAUUCUUUUUCAAAACCUAGUCGUAAUUCUACAAGUGUUCCUAACGUUUCGAAGGUGCCUAAUUCCAACAGUGCCAGGAGUUCUGUAGUCAAAUCCAAUACCCUUCCUCAAGUAGACAUAUAUGUAAACUCAGCAAGAGUUAGUCCAGAGGAACCCACUGGAGGAGACGACAACGUGUUUGUCCCAGUUUCAAUUGACCGACCUGUGGGAUUGGAUAUGGAUGACUUUUUACCAAAGAACUACACCUCUCCAGGUUUUCAACAACAACUUCCAGACAUGUCAGAAGCUGAAGUACUGGGCGUGAUCAUGCGUGGACAUGAUCCCAUUAUGGAUAUUUUAAACACUCGGAAAAGAAGUUUAAGAUUAGUACUUACUCAAUACAGAAGUAAGGACAUGAAAACUGCUGUAGAAUCUGCGGUAGCUAUGGGAGAUGUUGCAGUUUUAGUAGAUCUCUUAGGUGUUAUCAAUACAAAAUACUCUUUGUGGAAUCUCGAUCUGUGUGUUUUGGUAUUACCGAAAAUUUUAGAAUUAUUGCAAAGCAAGUAUGAAGCGUAUUUAACAGUUGGCUGUAACACGCUAAAAUUCAUUCUUCGCCACUUCGGAGAUACGAUACGAAACAACGUCCAUUCGCCAGUUGGAAGCUUCGGUGUUGACAUCAGUCGAGAGGAACGAUACCAGAAGUCAGUGAGAUGUCAUGAGUUUUUUACUGAAAUUCGAUCUUUUGUUGUCAAAAAACAGACAUUGCCAGGUAUAGGAACGUCUUUCAAAGAAAUCCAUAAGAUGAUCCAGACUGUUUUCGACUGACAAAGACGACCGCCGAAAAAUGCAUUAGUCAAAUUCAAAAAUACGAGUUUAUGAAAGUGAAUCUUUAUUUUCGAAGAAUGGUUCAGAAAGUGGCUCAUAUUUUCUUUUGUCGGAAUGUGAAUGGGCUGUAAUAAAUAAAGAACACAAUGUUAGUUCUUAAUGUCACACUUAUUACACACGAGAGUCUCAUAAUUAACUGAACAUUAAACAACUAAUAACUAUUAUGAAAGUCUUACAGUCUAAGUUGCUGUAACUGUAACAACUUUUUAGCGGUUUCAUACUGAGAGUACUGAUAUCUUGUUCGAAAAUAAUGGGAGUUUGAGAAGUGUCUCAUGUCAUUUGUUUCCAAUUUAUAUUAUUAUUCGUUUUUAUCAUUUAAUUUGAAUUUCCUACAUGGAAUAUGGAGCUGUAUUUUGUUUACUACUUUCCUAAGGUACUAUCGAGCCAGAAAGUUUGAAACAAAAUCCAGUAUAAGAUUUUCUAUGUAAUAAGUUACUUGCCAAUCGCCAUAUAUGAAUUGCUUUAAUUCUGUUUUCAGUUUGCGUUAUGUUUUGUGUUUUAGACUUGUGUUCAAUUGCUCUCAUUAAAGUAAUUUUUUAUUAACACAUUUGAAGACAUAAAUGGAUAAAGGUCAUAUGUCACAAAAUAAUGUUUUUGAGUAAUGAGCAUUUUAGUGUCUUUUGUUCCAAGUUCAUUAUUUGUUUUAUAAAUUUGCAUUGCUAUACUUUUUUAAACAGGUAGCGAAGGUACUUUUUUACGCUUUAAAUUAAAUUUAAAAAAAUUACCUAAAGCCAAAUAUGUCAAAUAUUGUGGACAUAUUACAUUUAUCCAAAUAGUAAGUAGUAGAAAAUUCUCCAUAUUUACACAUUUGACGUGGAUAAAGGUAUGAUGACCAAACGCAGUUUUGGACAUAAUACCUUUAUCCACCACAAUUCGGAAAUCAUUGUGUGACAUAUUGCUCUAAUACCUUCCUGUUUUUUAUUUUGCUAAAAAUAGGUAAUUUUAAAAUGUUAAAUUAAACAGCGCGAGCGUUUAAAUUAAACAACAUUUAAGUUAAACAGCGUAUUACAAGAACAAAAAGCUAAUAAAACAAUUUUCUCAAAAAAUGUGACAUAUUAUGACCUUUAUCCACUUAUCUCUUCAUUUAUCAGUUAACAGAGAAGGCUGUAUCUGAUUUCAAUAACACUUUUUAUUACUCCUAUUAUAGAUAUAUAUCUGUAUAUCAAAAUUUUACAUCUUUAUUUACAAUAUGAGUUCUCUCAUCGAUGGCCUAAACAUUAAAAUAUGAGCUACUCUCAUAUUUACACGUUACAAGUUGUGUGACCUCGAUAUUAUCGGAUAUUGAUAUUGUAUAAAGAAUAACAGGGUUGCCUAUAUAUCUUAACGUAUACUUGAAAAUCUAACUUAGUUUUGUAUACUGGCCGAAACUUACAGUAUUUUGAUAACAGUUAGUAGCCACUCUUGACCGAAAUUAGUGAGAAAUAUUAGAGACCAAAAGUUUUUUGUAGGUUACAUGUGCAAUUGGGCACUGUAGACAUAUCUUUUAAAAUGUUAAUGCACCUACUCAGAACUGUAGAGUUAUCAUAUUUAUAGAAAACCAAAUUAUGAAUUUUUAUCUUCAAAACCCAUAGUAUUCAAUAAUGUUUCAAAUAUAUGUAAGCAUAAAUAAUGUGUUUUUAGUGGGUCUCAUUUUUUUUAAUAAGUAUGUGAUUUAGGUAUUAAAUUCUUCUUGUCAUGUAUAGUUGUUAAUGAUGUGGAUAUUUAUUUACAGGUAUCCUUAUUGCCGUUUGCAACUCUGACCGUAUGUACCUUAUUUUUAAAAGACUCUUAAAUCCUAAUAGACCAAGAGGCAGCGCUGAAAAAUCUCUUUGAAUUUACUAAAGCUAGAUUUUUCACAGUUGAUUACUGUGAGUGUGUAGCGAAACACACUGCGGUCGGUCAAGCGAAACGU
Diabrotica virgifera virgifera (western corn rootworm) is the source of this 4647-nucleotide messenger RNA. RefSeq names its product katanin p80 WD40 repeat-containing subunit B1. Gene Ontology annotation, molecular function: microtubule binding. The record is from RefSeq and is a predicted model, not a curated record. The transcript is spliced from 12 exons. Gene Ontology annotation, cellular component: katanin complex. Lineage: Eukaryota; Metazoa; Arthropoda; Insecta; Coleoptera; Chrysomelidae. Bases 348 to 2696 code for a protein of 782 amino acids. Gene Ontology annotation, biological process: microtubule depolymerization; microtubule severing.